Entrophospora candida is the source of this 1647-nucleotide messenger RNA. Lineage: Eukaryota; Fungi; Glomeromycota; Glomeromycetes; Entrophosporales; Entrophosporaceae. The record is from the annotation of a GenBank genome assembly.
AUGCUUAAUCCACAUUGUUACAGAGAAUUUUUUAUUUUAAUAAAUAAUCCUAAUAAUAAAACUAAUGCAAGAGCAGUAUGCAAGUAUUGUAGUAAAAAAAAUGGUGGUGCUCAAGCUGCAGCUUUAAUACCUGGAUUAGCAGAAGAGAAAAGAAAAUCGAAAAAUAAUAAUAAUGAUGUAGUUGAACAGAACAAACCUAAAUGUCAAAAAAAUAUUACAAAUGAUACUUCAACAGCAUCAUCAAUUAUUCAAAAACAACCAUUGAUUUCUGAAAAUGAGGAUACCAAAACAUUUUUUAAUUUUUUGGCACCUGGCAUUGAACUUCCAACAUGUAAAAAACUUGGUGAACAAAUUUUGCUAAACACAUCUAAAAAUCUACAAGAAUCAAUCAUUAAAAUUGCUCAAUCAGAUGAAAAUGGAGUAACUGUUGCUGUUGAUGGUUGGUCAAAUGUAAAACAAAAGAAGCUAUGGGGAGUAGUACUGGUUACAUCAAAUGGGAAACCAUUAAUCUGGGGUGCUCAAGAAACUACUUCUGAAAGAUCACAAACACAAGAUGUCAUACAUCAUUUUGAAAACUUGAUGAAUGAACUUAAUGAUAAAAAUAUAAAUGUUACAGCAUUUAUAUCUGAUUCUGCUGGGGAGUAUGUUGCAGCCAGAAAAUAUCCUGAUAAAAUAUUUCUUCCUUGCAUGGCUCACCAGAUGAAUUUGGUAUUUGCUGAAAUAUUUAAAGAAAGUCCUAUUUUUGAAAGAAUAUCUGAAGAGGCAGUUCGGAUUGUUAGUUUUUUCCAUAAAUCUGGUUAUUUUAUGGGUAAUCUUCGAGAUGAGCAAAUAAGGAUUUAUAAAAAAUCAAUAAAAUUGGCUUUACCUAGUGACACUAGAUGGAAUUCAUAUUAUUUUUGUUUUAAUUCUGUAUUAAAGACUCAGGCAGCAUUAAAAUUCCCAGCAGCAAAAUUUAAUCCUGAUCAUGUAAAUGUCACUCGUACAAAUGGUAUUCCUAAUAUUCCAGUGGACAGAAGAACAACUAGAAAUAACAAAUGUCAGCUACCUGAUGAUAUUGUAGAUAGUAUUAACGAUCCAGUAUUUUGGUCAAAGCUAUUUUCAUUACAAAAUCUAUUAUAUCCUUUGUGUUGUUUUCUCAAUCAAUUACAAAAGGAUGCUGCAAGACUUUAUGAAGUGGUCCAUUGCUUUGCAUAUACAUUACACAUUUUUUCUAUGCAUCAUGAUUUGGACUUUUCUGAAAAAAUGGUUUCUAGAAUUGAAAAGAGGUGGAAGGGUUGGGAGCAACCAAUUUUGUUGCUUUCCAUUAUUCUUCAUCCUUCUUAUAAAUUAUCAAAAUUUAGACCAACUAUAAACAAUUUAUCAUGGACACAUGUUGGUCAGUGGCUGAAGUAUUAUUAUCAUGCCUUUUGUGGAAAACCAGCAACUAGUAUUUUAGCAGAAUUGAUUGAUUAUAGAAGAGGGAAUGAUCCAUAUGAUUAUGAUUCUUUUUUGCAAUUUAAAGGAAAUGUUUUGAAUUUUUGGGAGUCAACAAUUGGAGUUGGGCCUGAAUUAGCAAAAGUGGCUAUUCGUAUUCACGCUGUUUGUGUAAAUUCAGCCUCAGUAGAACAAUUAUGUAAUAAGCAACAGCAAUCUUUAAUAUAUAAGUGA